ACUUGUCUUUCCUCCUCCUUUUAUAUUACUUGUCACUCCUCAUUUUUUUUAAUUCAGCAACACACUUAUAUUCAUUAAUAAUGCACUUCACAAACUCACUCUAAAGUCUAUAUUCUCUUUACGUAGCACUCUUUCCCAUCUCACCCUGCUUCUUUGCUUCUCCCCUAAUUCGUUUAUUAUAUAUAUAUAUAUAUAUAUAUAUAUAUAUAUUUGGCUCUUCCAUUAGCAUAGCACCAUCAAAAGUCAAGUUCCAAUAAUACUUAUAGAGAUGGAAGAAGUUCAUCAUGAUCAUGUGUCGUUUAAACUAUGUGAGCUUUGCAAUGAACGAGCCCUUCUAUUUUGUCCAUCUGAUUCUGCUUUUCUAUGUUUUCGCUGUGAUGCUAAAGUUCAUCAGGCUAAUAUCCUUGUUGCUCGUCACCUUCGGCUUACUCUUUGCUCGCAGUGUCAUUCACUUACGAAGAAUCGUUUUUUCCCCUGUUCACCUCGUCCCGCUCUUUGUCCUUCUUGCUCCUUGAAUAUCUCUGAUGAUUCCGAUCUACGUUCUGUUUCUUCGUCAACUUGUAUUUCCAGCACACAAUCAAUCAGCAGUACUACUCAAAGGAAGCGCUUUGCUGAUGAAGUAAAUUCUGCAGGCCGAUUCAGAAGUGUGAAAUUGCGAGAUCCAAGAGCAGCAACUGAUUUGUUCAUGCAUUGGUGUGCCAAGCUUGGAAUGCAUAGCGAGGAAGGUAAAGGUACAGUGCAGACUGCUUGUGAUGCUUUGGGAAUUUGUUUCGGUCAGAUUAGGGCUCUGCCUGUGCGAGUGGGACUGGCAGCGUCUUUGUGGUUCGGGUUGAGAAGUAGUAAUAACGACGGAUCAAAAUCCACGUGGAGAUUUCUGAAGAGAUUCGAAGAGAUCUCUGGUGUGCCGGCGAAGAUAAUAUUAGCUACGGAAAUAAAGCUGAGAAAAAUUGUGAAAACUAAUAAUCGACGACGUCAAGGAAUGGAGGAAAGCUGGGGUGAAUGGUCACCCUGAAUAAUUUUUUUUUCGGAAGGUGAUUGGAGGAAGUUUUCCCUUUUUUUUUUUUUUUCCUCUUUCUUUUUUUAUUUUUGUUUUCAUCUUUUUUUUUUUUUUUGUGGCAAACCAUUAUAAAAUUGGAAAAGUUUGAAUA
Capsicum annuum is the source of this 1148-nucleotide messenger RNA. Its product is annotated as B-box zinc finger protein 32. The transcript has a single exon. NCBI's taxonomy places the organism in Eukaryota, Viridiplantae, Streptophyta, Magnoliopsida, Solanales, Solanaceae. The coding region runs from base 269 to 1012 and encodes 247 amino acids. The record is from RefSeq and is a predicted model, not a curated record. Gene Ontology annotation, molecular function: zinc ion binding.